CUCAAAAAACGUCCUUGGGCGGCCAUUUGCAAUAUAUCAAGUUUGUUUGGUUUGAUUGCACCUGUUGGCAAUGCAGCGUACGCUGUAGCAAAAUUCGGUUUGCGGGGUUUUAAUGAGGUGUUACGUCAAGAGUUGAUGCCAACCAAUGUGAAAGUGAUUUCCGUGCAUCCUGGAGGUAUUAAAACCAAUAUUGCUUUAAAUGCAGAGGCGGCGAGCAAUUAUACCGAACAACAACGAGUGAAACUAGCCACUGAGUUUGGUAAAGCUUUAGUGACCACCCCCGAAAAAGCAGCUAGCAUCAUUAUUGAAGGGAUUAAAGAGGGCAGGCCCAAGGUGAUUGUGGGGAUGGAUGCCAAAGUCAUUGAUUUUUUUGCCAGAUUGGCGCCAGUGACGACAUUAACGGUUCUGGGCAAGUUUGGCAACUAUGCGUGGGCACCUCAAGUGAAAACCUCCUUACAAGGCAAAGUGUUUGCGAUUACCGGAGCGGGUAACGGCUUGGGUCGUGCUCUUGCGCUGCAGUUAGCGGCAAAAGGGUGUCAAUUAGCCUUAAUGGAUCGUGAUGCAGAUGGACUACUGGCAACGCAUCAGAUGAUUGUGGCGCAGCAGCCUAAUGCGGUUGUUCUGACUGAUGCGUUUGAUAUGACUGAUGAGUCUAGCCAGCAGUUGUGGCUACAGAACAUAUUGCAAAAGUUUGGUUUUGUGGAUGCCUUAAUCAAUAACGCGGGAAUUGGGUUGUUUGGUCAGUUUGACGAUGUCAGUCGCGCUCAGUUUGAUAAAGUGAUUGCCAUUAAUUUAAUGGCUCCCAUCAACUUGACUCGAAUUUUUUUGCCUGAACUCAAAAAAAGACCUUGGGCAUUGGUAUGCAAUAUCUCGAGUUUAUAUGGGUUGAUUCCGCCAUUUGCCCAGUCGGCUUAUGCGGUUUCAAAAUUUGGAUUACGUGGUUUUACUGAAGUCUUGCGCCAAGAGUUAAUGCCAACAAAGGUUCGCGUAUGUUGCGUGCAUCCAGGUGGUGUUAAAACAGCCAUUGCAGGUAAAGCCGAAUUUGCUAGUAAAGUUGCCAAACAGGAUAUGCAGCAAAUGGUGCGUGAAUCAGACAAAAUGUUAUUGUCUACGCCUGAAAGUGCAGCUAAAGAGAUUAUUGCUGGAAUAGAAAGACAAAACCCACGUAUUAUUGUGGGCUUAGAUGCUAAAGCCAUGGAUUUUCUGUCGCGUUUAUUGCCCGUCACGAUGUUGACGUUG
Molecule: messenger RNA, 1239 nt
Organism: Darwinula stevensoni
Lineage: Eukaryota; Metazoa; Arthropoda; Ostracoda; Podocopida; Darwinulidae
Source: the annotation of a GenBank genome assembly